This is a messenger RNA of Saccostrea cuccullata (small rock oyster), 1813 nucleotides long. RefSeq lists its product as uncharacterized. The record is from RefSeq and is a predicted model, not a curated record. Gene Ontology annotation, molecular function: zinc ion binding. Bases 102 to 1754 code for a protein of 550 amino acids. NCBI's taxonomy places the organism in Eukaryota, Metazoa, Mollusca, Bivalvia, Ostreida, Ostreidae. The transcript has 2 exons.
UUUAUUUUUUGCUGUAAGAAUGUAAAAAUCUGGUGAAAUGUCCCCUCACUGGUGAAAGAGAAUACGGUUUGAAGAAAAUCAGAGUACAAGUAUUUGACAGCAUGGCUGCACAGUUUAUAAUUACAUGUGAUUACUGUGACAAACCGGCCGAAUGUUUCUGUAACCCGUGUCAAGCAAGACUGUGUACGAAUUGUGUAACCAUACACCUGCAGCAACAAUCAGAAGACGGGCAUGAAAUUGUGCUUAACACCAAACGUAAAAAGAAGUACACAUCUCUAAAAUGCAAGACCCAUCCAGAGCUAGAGUGUCACAUGUUCUGUAAAACGUGUGAUAUUCCAAUUUGUUCCAAGUGCGGUACAGGAAAGCACAAACCGCACGACCUGGCGGACUUUGAGGAGAAAAUUGACAAAUUAUCUCAGACAUUGGAUCAAGAGCAAUGGGAAUUGGAAUAUACAAUAAAACCGGUAUAUAUGAAAAUCAUCCAACAAAUCAAGUUCCGAAUAUCUUCUGUUCGAAAACAUUACAGGUCACUUUCUGAAAUCGUGGACCACAGUGGAGUAAAAUGGCAUCAAGUCGUUGAAGAAGUCAUCAUAGAUCUGAAAAAUGAACUCAUGCAAAUGGAAAUUGAUCAAUUAAAGUUGCUUGAAAGAGAACAUGAGAUGUUCAAGGAGAUCCUGGAACAGAUAAACAACACAAUAAAUUAUAAUUCUGAUUUAAGUGCAUCAAAAAAUCGAGCUAAGCUAUUGCAAUACACGUCAGAAAUGAAGAGCUUCAGCUCGAUUCCUCCCCUCACUGAUUUUAUACAAUCAGAAUUCACAGCUGAAUCCCCCUCUAAAGAGAAGCUGAGGACCCUGAUUGGAAGCUUAGAAAGAUUUAAAACCAUAGAUCUGACUGGAUACAAGGUACCCCUCGGACCACUCCCAAAAAUGUCCAAGUGUAUUCUCAAACACCCAGUUCUGAUAUCUCAGAUCGAAACAGAUUUUCCACCUGACGACCAGGGAAAUAAGAUCUACGAUAUCGUUGCUGCAAGUCAUGGUCGUUUUUGGGCAGCAGGAUACAGUAGGACUAUGAAACAGUUCAGUUUCAAUGGUCAUUACAUCGAUUCAUUUACUGUAGGUCACAAGAGUUCUUAUAUUGCCACGUCCACAAAGGGUUUGCUUCUGUACAGUGACCAGUCAGAUAACACAAUUAAAAUGAUCACCUCCGAAGGCAACACGGAGACACUUGUACAUUUCGGAGACUGGGUCCCAAAAGGAUUGGCUAGCUCCGAGUUCAAGAAUGGUCAACGACUAUUUGUAUGUCUCCACAGCAAAGAUGACCAUAAGGUUGCACAGUACAACUCAAAAGGCAGCUUCGAGCAGGAGUUUCUCUAUCCGAGUGAGCAUCAUCCAUUAUAUAUUGCUGUUAACAAAAAUGGGGAUAUAGGAACAACAGAUCACCGACAAAACUCUGUGGCCGUCAUGGAUAAAUUUGGAAACCCCCGAUUUAUCUACAAGGGCAACAUAGAAUCAAACAAACACAAGUCCUUUCAGCCAAUUUCAAUUGCAACAGAUUAUUUCAGUAAUAUUCUUGUAACAGACUGGGCGAAUCACGGAGUUCACAUACUCAGUGGUGAUGGUGCCUUUCUCCGCUUUAUCUCUCCUCAGCAGCGGAUAAAAGAGCCCAGGGGACUUUGCGUUGUAGGUGAGGGAUUACUCUGCAUGGGUGAAUGUGCCUCUGGGACCAUAAAAGUUUUCAAAUAUUUAAAAAUUUGAAUGAAGUCCUUCCAGGUACAUGAACUUUAAACACAAAGUUCUCAGAAUAAAAACUUAUU